Molecule: messenger RNA, 3886 nt
Organism: Antechinus flavipes (yellow-footed antechinus)
Lineage: Eukaryota; Metazoa; Chordata; Mammalia; Dasyuromorphia; Dasyuridae
Gene: BEND7
Product: BEN domain containing 7
Exons: 9
Coding region: 103-1398 (431 amino acids)
Molecular function (GO): DNA binding
Source: RefSeq, a predicted model, not a curated record
UUCUUCUCCUCCUCCUCUCCCUCCUCCCUGUUCCUCCUUCUUUCUGUCUCUCCUUCUCUCUCCCCUGCCACAUUCCCUUCCUCCUUCCUUCUCCCGAGCACCAUGGAGUUCUCUGAGAGGAAAAGAAGCAGGAAAUCCCAAAGCUUCAAACUGGUGAACCAAGAUUAUCACCAUGAGAUAUAUAAGGUUUCUGACUUCAGCAAUGAUGUUAAUGGAGAGGCCAAAGAGACACAACCCAUUUUUUUAGGAGAUGAAAGCAUGGAAAUUAAAAAACAAAUUACAGGGAUGAGAAGAUUACUGAAUGACAGUACUGGAAGAAUCUAUCAGCGUGUUGGCAAAGAAGGAGAAAAACUAAAGGAAGAACCCCAGGAUUUAGACUUAGUCUGGGCUCAACGUUUGAAUUCUUCCACUGAGGUCUCACAGAACCUCCACCCUUCCCCCAGUGGUACAUGGAAUGAAUUACCAUCCCAAAUUGGCCAAUUCCCAGGCCAAUAUGGAACCCGAUCUAAAACUUUCCAGAGUCAGUCCAAAACUACUGGAGGAUCCAAUGGAGAACUUCCAGGGGUGAAUUCAUCAGUUGGAUCAAACUGCUGUACUUGUAACUGCCAGUCAACCUUGCAGGCCAUUCUUCAAGAACUCAAGACCAUGAGAAAAUUAAUGCAGAUUCAAGCAGUUGGGACUCAAAAUAGACAACAGUCCUCAAUUUCCCAUCUAUGCUCCCAGAGAACAGCUGUUUCCCGAAAAAGAAAUAAAAAGAAAAAAGUGCUCCCAAAGAUCACUGAACUUCUUCCUAUAAAUAAGAAGCCCCGUGUAAUAGAGAAUGAAAAGACAGCAGUUACCUCUGAACAAUCUGUUUUCCAAAAAGCUGACCACAUCCCAGCUGAGGAAAAUCACGUUUUAGGAUUUGGCAUUGUUCUUGAAUCACCAUCUUCAGAUCCAGAAGUGCAACUUGCUGAAGGCUUUGAUGUGUUUAUGCCUAAAUCUCAGCUGGAUUCUAUAUUGUCAAACUACACUCGCUCAGGAAGUCUUCUCUUUAGAAAAUUGGUGUGUGCAUUUUUUGAUGACAAGACUUUGGCAAACUCCUUGCCCAAUGGAAAGAGGAAAAGAGGACUCAAUGACAACCGGAAAGGAUUAGACCAAAAUAUUGUGGGUGCAAUAAAAGUCUUCACAGAAAAAUACUGCACUGCUAACCAUGUGGAUAAACUUCCUGGCCCAAGAGACUGGGUACAGAUACUACAGGAUCAAAUUAAAUUGGCCAGAAGAAGGUUAAAAAGAGGCUCAGCAGAGGUGGCUGACUGUGAUGAAAAACUGGACAGCAUUUCUGUACCACCAACAGGUAAUAUUUUUGAAACCAGAACAGAGAAGAUGGAAGACAUAGAACCAGAUUUCACUGCCUAGACUUUUCAUUUCUGUGGCGUUCAUUAGCAAAUGUAACUCUUUGUUUGGAGAUUUCUCUAAGAUCUGUGUAGGCAUUUCAGAUUACUGCACUAUGUGGAUGUUCUAUAAAGUUUUACCUUUAAAAUUGUUUUCACAUAUUUUCUCUGUAACAUGGACAAUCAAGUCAUCAAAUUGUUUCAAGAUCCUUCAUCUUUAGAAUUGAUUGGUUAUUCUUUGAAAGUCCCAUAUAUUAUCCAAUUAGUUUGGUAUCCAUUGUAACAAGAACAGCUCUCUCUCUGCUUCUCUUUUUCCUUCAUCUCCUCAUGUGUUUGUGCACAGUGUAAUGCUGCAUAUUUAUUUUAACUCAAGUUAUAUAGAUGUAAAAUACAGAUAAAGAAGACUGGCACUUCUCCUACACUGAGAGCACCCUGCUGCUGAAAGCCAAAAUAAACUUGACCUCCAUUGACUUAGAAGAUAAAGUUUUCUUUUGGGGGACAGACUAGUUCUUAUCUGUUAAAACAAGCUAGUUCUGUUAUCAGUGGAACUAAAGUGAGACUUUGGAGCAGAUUAAGUGCUAAUGAUAUAUCUCUGUUCUUCAGGAAAAAAAAAAUAUUUUGAGCAAUGGAAAGUAUUUGUGAGAUUUAGGCUCCCUAUAUAAUAGAAAGAUAACUGAUGGGAAAUUGAAACUUUUAGUCAAUCUUUAUAAUUAGCCUUCCAAAAACCCAGCACAUAACAAUUUCAUGGACUUUUUUAAAAACUAAGUUGCACAUGUCAGAUACUUGAGUAUUGUAUGGACUUCACCUUAGCCACAAAGGCACUUAGUGAAAUAUUCUGUGUUUUAUUUGAUUUUUAAUAUUGGUAUGCAUCCAGCUUAAGUAAAUCCAAAAUAUUAAAAUCUGCAUUUAUAGAAAAAUAUAAAUUGGCAGAUGGUUAUUCUCUUUACAAAAACGCUUAUCACAGAAUUCCUUGAGAUAAGUUAAUAUACUUAAAAUAGAUUGGACUCACAGUGAGUUUAUUUACUUAUACAUAAUUUUUCAGAAACAUAUCUAUUACAUUAAAGCAAAAUAAAAUUGAAAAUAAAUGUCACUUCUGACACUUUCAUAAACCAAUCAGAAGGGCUUAAAAAUUAAUCUUACUUUUUAAGGUGUGGACCCUCCACUUCAUAAAUAAAAGCUAUGUGGACAGUCUGACAUCUAUUACUAGCAUUUGUUUCAUAGAAUCACAGAAUGUUCAAUAAGCAUUUAUUAAGCACUUACUGUGUGAAUAGGAAUUGUGCUAGGAAAGCAAAAUCAAAGAAGAGAUAACCUCUGAUUUCAAGGAGUUUACCAUUGGUAAGCUGUAAGAACCACAGACACCAUCCAGGCAUGAGCCCUUUUUUUUGUUACUGAACUAAAGCCAGAGAGGCUAAGUGAUUUAUAUAGCCAGUUGUGUAACUAAUUAGUGGCAGAGCCCACCUAGAACCCAGGUCUCCUGAUUCCUGUUCCAUUGUGCUUUCUACCAGGCCACACUGCAAAAUUAAAGUGAGAUAAGAGGAGAACUCAUAGAUAAACUACUAUUCCAUUUUGAUCAUCAGCCAGUGAACUAAUGUGAGUACUGAGUGUAACUAUAAAGUAAUGAGACUGGUUUUUCCUGUAUAGCUUAUGGAAUCAAUCUUAGUACUUUACAGUCACACCUUGAAUAUUUGUUGGGGGGGAGGGUGGACUUGCAUUGGAUGAGAUGAUCCAGAGAAAUUGUUUUCAAUAUACUUUUUAGUUUUCCUUUUAAAUUUUGGGCAUAAACUUCCUUUCUAAAUUGAUUUCUUAAAAAAAAAAAAAAAAAGGACAGUCAAUUGGAGAGCUAGAAACAAGGGUCUUUGUUUUUCUGAGACACAUAUUUUGAAAAAAUUGUCUUCUGCCUCCCAGAAGGAAAUAGUUCUCAAUGAAAUCUAAAAGAUCAAUUGGUGACAUUUCAACUCCAUUAAAAUAAAAUUAAUAUGUUGCUAGAGAAGGUGAAAACUGUUGCUUUUGAACCAUGGAAUGUGUUAAAUGUCUAUCAUGAACCUUCCAAACUAUUUCCUUCUGAGGCUGGAAUAAUCACUUGUACUAUCACUUGGAAUUUUCAGCCCUUUAGGAGGGAUAGGGGUUAUUGUAGCCCCAAAAUACUUGCAAUGAAUCCACAAAUUGGAGUUAUGUAUUGCAAAACUGCAACCAUGAAAUGUUUUGUAAAUUUAAAUUGUUUUUGUGUUUACCUACUGUGACUACUGUUCAGACUUUAUUCAAAAAUCUUUUAUAGGCUUUAUGAACAAAGAAAAAUCAUUCCAUAUCUAUGGAUAAUGUCUCAAUCUUAUGUACAUAUGUUUUAUUAAUAUGUAAAUAUUUAGAUAUUUUUAAAUUACAAUGUUCUUUAAAACAAAUUCUACAAAGGAUUAGUUGUGAAAAUGGUGUAUAACAUUGUGUUGUGAUAUCAAUUCUUGAGAAGCUCCUUAUGUCCGUUCUGAAGAAAACAAUAAAUUACUUUAUUUGAACAUGCA